AUGGCCUCAGACCACCAGACCCAAGCGGGCAAACCACAGCCCCUCAACCCCAAGAUCAUCAUCUUUGAGCAGGAGAAUUUCCAGGGCCACUCGCAUGAGCUCAGCGGGCCCUGCCCCAACCUGAAGGAGACUGGCGUGGAGAAGGCGGGCUCUGUCCUGGUGCAGGCUGGACCCUGGGUGGGCUACGAACAAGCCAACUGCAAGGGUGAGCAGUUUGUGUUCGAGAAGGGCGAGUAUCCCCGCUGGGACUCAUGGACCAGCAGCCGGAGGACGGAUUCCCUCAGCUCCCUGAGGCCCAUCAAAGUGGACAGCCAAGAGCACAAGAUCAUCCUCUAUGAGAACCCCAACUUCACAGGAAAGAAGAUGGAAAUCAUAGAUGAUGAUGUGCCCAGUUUCCAUGCCCAUGGAUACCAGGAGAAGGUGUCAUCAGUGCGGGUGCAGAGUGGCACCUGGGUCGGCUACCAGUACCCUGGCUAUCGCGGGCUCCAGUACCUGCUGGAGAAGGGAGACUACAAGGACAGCGGUGACUUUGGGGCUCCCCACCCCCAGGUGCAGUCUGUGCGCCGCAUUCGCGACAUGCAGUGGCACCAACGGGGCGCCUUCCACCCCUCCAACUAG
Lutra lutra (Eurasian river otter) is the source of this 618-nucleotide messenger RNA. It is a transcript of the gene CRYBB2, whose product is annotated as crystallin beta B2. Bases 1 to 618 code for a protein of 205 amino acids. Gene Ontology annotation, biological process: visual perception; lens development in camera-type eye. Gene Ontology annotation, molecular function: structural constituent of eye lens. The transcript has 5 exons. Lineage: Eukaryota; Metazoa; Chordata; Mammalia; Carnivora; Mustelidae. The record is from RefSeq and is a predicted model, not a curated record.